UAUAACAACGAUAAUAGCCCCGCCUUCCUACUACCUUCACCACUUCAUUUAAAUGAUCGCCCCGCCCCUUUCACGCUUCAUCACAACCGCCAGCUUUCAGCGGCUUCAGCUAAACGCCUUCAACCGUUCAUACGGUCCGCCGCUCACCGGAUUACACCGAUAUAUGGCUCAAACCACCACUGUUAUCUCUCAUAUCGGUGCUCGUGUUACUUUGUAAAAAUUCCGCCGAAAAAGAGAAGACGGUUUCCCUCAGAUGCUCGCGAUUUCUCCCGUGUGUACGUGAACUACGAGAACAGCUUAGGGACUUCUGUGUACCGUGAGCAGUUUGAUUUCAACGCGGAGCCCCCUUGGGAUCCUAGCUGAUAGCUGGAGAGGUCGACUUCUGGCCUGUUCCUUGAUAUCACUAGGACCCAAGAGCUCUGAGGGCUCCCCUUUCUAGGUGACCAUCAGAUCACGGAUGAGUAUGAAGGGAUCUCUGGAUGAGCUGCAUUAUUCUGUUGAGCUGCUGGAGGGAAGCGCAGCUCUGCGAGAUGUGAUCGAUAAACACAUCUAUGAUCAGACUUUUGCACUGAAGAGUGCUUUUUUUGCUGCUGAUCUGGGGGUGAUCGUGCAGCAGCAGGUUCGCUGGAGAAAUAAAAUGGACCAAAUUCGGCCUUUCUACACCGUUAAGAGCAACAGCAGCCCUGUAGUUGUUGAACUCCUGGCUGCUCUUGGAACUGGCUUCAUUUGUUCAAACAAGCAUGAGCUGGACUUGGUGAAGGGCUUUGGUGUCCCGUCUCAGGACAUUAUUCUGGGCGGCACAUGCAAACAGCUCUCUCAUAUCAAAUAUGCAGCCAAACACAACAUCCCGCUCCUGGUUUGUGAUAAUGAGGCAGAGAUGAGGAAGAUUGCACGAUGCCAUCCUAAAGCAAAGGUGUUGCUGCUGUUGACGUCUGAGAGCUGCUGUGAGAAAGAGGAGAUGGCCAUACCGUUCGGCUCUACACUGAAGGACUGCAGGCGUCUGCUGGAGUGUGCUGCUGGAGAACUUCAUCUGCACGUCACUGGAGUCAAAUUCAACAUUCCCAGCUGCUGUCAGGAAGCAGAAGCGUUCUCUCGUGCUGUUUCUGAGGCCCGCUGUGUCUUUGAUAUGGGGGAGGAGCUGGGCUUUGAGAUGAAUAUUCUGGACAUUGGAGGUGGUUUUGAUGGAAGUGAGGAACAAUUAGACAAGGUUAACCAGAUGCUGAAACCCAUGCUGGACAUGUAUUUUCCUCGGUCGACUGGCUUGUCAAUCAUUGCUGAACCUGGAGCUUAUUACGUGUCUUCUGCCUUCACGCUGGCCGUGAAUAUAAUCGAUAAGAAGACAGUGGCUCGGGACUGCAGUGCACAGUCGCACGAUGCACUGUCUGCAAACGAUGAGCCAGAGUUUCUCUACUACAUGAACGAUGGUGUUUAUGGCUCUUUUGCCAGUAAACUGCUGUGUGACGAUUCGGUAGCAACACCUUUGGCACACAAAUGUGUGAGCGCAGACGAGCCGCUGUUCUCCAGCAGUCUGUGGGGUCCGUCUGAUGAUGAUCUGGAUCAGGUGAUGGAGCGAUGUCUGCUGCCCGAGCUCAGUGUUGGAGAUUGGCUGCUGUUCAGAAACGCAGGAGCCAGCGCUCUGGGGUCUGCAUUCAGUCACGGAGACCAACACAAACCACCCGUCUUCUACAGCAUCACUGAAUAUGACUGGCAACAGAUCCACAAUUGUGGCGUGACUGUUGAUGUGAGGAUGAAGAACUUCUCUCUGGUACCGUGUUGCCUGAAACCAAACAUGUCUGGAGCGUCCAUUUCUACUCCUGCUUAACAAAAAAGCACUUAUUUACAUUAUUUUGAGUGACUUGAAGCGCUUAAAAGCCUGAAAUGAAGCUUUUUCAGUUGCUUCUCAGGUGUUUUGCUGGGACCAGAGUUGAAGAAGGAGAGCUAUUGAGCAGAACAGCUUGAUAGCCGGCACAACUGAUGGAUAUACAGCAAAUAGGUGCGACUAGCUUUAACAACUGGGCCAGUUGGCGUUUACAAAUAUACUGAAUUAUAUUUAAGUCUGUUUUAUAAAUGUGUACAUAUACAUUGCAUAUGAUAUUCGCUCCUACUAAUUGAAUCAAUCGUGUUACCCUACAGGGGAAGUUAUUUAUUAGACCUCAAGUCUUGUCAUCAUCAGAUGCUUUUAAACAAACGUGCACUUAUUUUUUCUUUUUGUAUUAAGUAGGAUGUUUAGACUGGAUAAUUCUGAUCUUCAUCCUAUUUGAACGGUGGAAAAUUUGUAAGCUUUUCUCAUGUUGAUAUUGUCUGGCCAAAAUGCUCAAAUACGCAACAGCAAGUGUCCGCUCUAGUUGUACAUAUUAGCACAUGCUUGCAUUGCAUUUAAAAGUCUGUGUCAAGCAGAAGUUGCUGCAGACUUCAGGAUGAAUUUGACGUAUUUACAACUGAACUGGAAUAUUAAGUAGGGGGUGGGGUUUUACGUUUGUGCUCCGCCUUUUAUAUUUGUCUCACCGCAAUCUAACAUAGAUAUAUAUACACACACUAGAUAUCGCAUACGGACUGAGUAUGCGUCAAUAGCGCCGCCAUAUUUGUACAGUGCUCCCUGGACAAGUGUCAUUCAGCCAAACUGGUCAAGACAGUGUUACUAGGUGAAGAUGCUGGACUUUAGCGCUGUGUACGGGUGUAGUAACGAGCAAACAAAGAAAACAAAGCAUAAAGGCAGAACAUUUCAUAGGUGAGAUUUAGUUUUUUACAUUUUUGUAUGUUAUUAACUUUUGAACAGGUAACGUUAUUGAUGAUACAGUCACCUACUGCAUUCACCAUAAGGCAAAGUAGCACCAACUCGCACUAAACACUCGGCUUAUGCUCGUUUUGUUGAAUAAAAUCAGCAAACAAUGCUAAAGAAAUAUGACAACGAGAUGCUACAGUGCCGGAAACUUGUAUUAUUGUCGGCUAAGGGAAGGAGUCGUUCAUAACGGAGAUUCAUUCACAAACGAAUCGCUCCCUCUGUCAGUAUGAGCAGUAAAAGCAGGAGAGGAGGAGUGUUUCAGGACACAGAUUAGAUCAGAUUUAACAGGGAGGGUGUAUAGUACAUCUCUGUACACACAAACACAAGCUUUAGUCAGGAAUGCCUGAGCCAUCACUAAUCCAUCAAUGUAGAAAAGUGAUGUAAAAUUAUAAGUUUCAUAAUUUAUAAAAUAAUUGCAUACUGACCUCUGUGGAAACUCCCAAUCAUGUGUAUAUGUGUAUUUUUCUGGCUCUGGAUGGCCACAGUCCUCCACUGCAGCUUGGUCCCGCAUUCAUUUCAAAGGAGCGCUACCCUGUACUAAAAUGGCGGCUCUAUUGACGCAUUCCUUCCAAUAGACAAACACAGGGUAGGUGACAUCUAAUGUAUAUGUCUAUGGCAAUCUAAUGGUUGUAGGGGUGUGGCUAAGCAUAUUUCGACCAAUCAGAGUCAUCAGAAAAAGACCGCUGUUCCAGAGUGGAAGCAGAUGGUCAGAAUUUAAUUAAAGAUUAUUUUUCUCUCCAUUAACAUAGAUUAACGGUUCACUUUAAAGGGAUAGUUCACCCAAUAACUAAACAUUCUGUCGUUAUUUAUGCUUCCGUUUUCUUGCUUCAAAAAUGUCUGGCUUUCUUCUCUUCUGUUGAACACCAAAGAAGAUACUUUGAAGAAUGCAAGAUUAUUUAUAUAGCACAUUUCAUACACAGUGGCAAUUCAAAGUGCUUUACAUAAACAGGAACAAAAGAGACAAGUAUAAAUAAAAUAGAAACAAAUAAUACAAAAAUAAAUGAAAACAGCGUUUUUCCAUAUUCCAAAACCCCGCUGUAUCAUAUUUUGUCAUUUUACUCUGGGACUUCCCCAUUCUGGUGAUCGUCCGCCCACUGACGUCUCCAACAGAUUUGAUUUUUCACCUAAAAUCGAAAAGUUUUACAGCUCUAAUUACCCCCAAUUUCAAUUAUUAUGAUUAUUAUUAAGUAGGAUAUUGUUUAUUUAUUUAAAAAAAUUAAAGUCUACUUUUACAAUUUGACACAUGCAAACCACUGCAGAAAUGUUCCAAUCAACAGGCCCAUGUCAUGGUGAGGGAGGUGUCGCAGAUGCCGCCUUCUCCAAUCUGUCACCCUAGGCUAGGAUAUAACUGAGGAAAGUGGACAACAUUGAUUCCAAAGCAGGAAAAACAAAUACUAUGGAAGUAAAUGUUUUAAACUUUCUUCAAAGUAUCUUCUUUUGUGUUCAACAGAAGCUAGAAACUCAUAAAGGUUUGGAAUCAAUUGAGGCAGAGUAAAUAGUGAGAAUUGUCAUUUCAGUAAAUUAUUCAGUUAUCUACUGUCCCUUUAAGACCAACAUUAUGCACUAGCUAAAUAAACAUUGUAAAUUUUGAACCAUGUGGACUUUCAAGGGGACCUAUUAUGCAAAAAUCACUUUUAUAAGGGGUUUAAACACAGUUGUGUGGAAACGGUGUCUGAAUUCAAGCAGCUUCUAAUGGUAAAAAUGUAUUAAUUGUAUUUUUUAUAAUCACACGUGAUUAAAAACUGUCUGCAGAAACACUUUGAUCGACAUUCUCCCUUUGUAGCUGUCAUCAGAAGGGGAAAGCUCCGCCCACUAGUGAUUAUCUCUCUCCCUCAUUAGCAUAAACAGCCCUGAGCGAGAAGCAUCCGUCUGCUAGUCGUUUUGAAUCUGCCGCUAUGCUGAGACACAGGCAUUUGUAGCUCCGCCCUCUUUUGAAAAAGAGCACAAUCUCAUUUGAAUUUAAAGCGACAGUCACCAAAACACCACAAUUAGGAUCAAAGCCUGAAAGGGUCAGUUUCAGAGAGUUAGAAAACAUUGUGUGUGGUAUUUUGAGCUGAAACUUCACACACACACUCUAUGGACAUCAGAGACUCAUUUUAUACCUUGUAAAAAGUAAUAGGUCCCCUUUAAGAAAAGAUGCAUGCAGUGCUACAUGUAAUUGACCUUAUGCAUCAAGCAUUUUAAAGCUCGCCCAAAAACUCCAGUGAUCGUUUAAUGUGAAUUUAUCUUCAGUUUCAUGAAGUUUCUUUAACAGUGUUGAUCAUGUAGCCAUAGUAUUGAUCGUGUAACAUUACAAUUGUGACUCAUUGGAUGCAAAUGCGGCUUUAUUCACAAAUGCUUUAUGAGAUGUUCCUGUUUUGAGCAUAAAUCUAAACGAAAACGCAGCGAGAGAGCAUUAUUUCAGCAUUACAUGUGUUGUGUGCACUGCAGGACGCCUCUGAUAUUGUGAAGUGUGUCUGAGAAUGUGUUGGAGAGGGUUGGAGCAGGUGAUGCCGCUGGAGGAAGUGAUUUUGUGUCUUUUCUGGAAAGAUUCAGGCAAGUGAUGUGGUUUCUGGCCCAGUUUAGUCAAGAAGCCACGCUGAAAGAGUCAUGUGUGUGUGAUGAAAUGCUUGUUCAGUGUCCUGUUAUAAACUAUAGACUGUUUACAGCAUUUACCUUGAAUUGACAACGUGUCCUGCUGUCAAUAAAAUGGUAUCAAGUGAUCAAA
Molecule: messenger RNA, 5489 nt
Organism: Danio aesculapii
Lineage: Eukaryota; Metazoa; Chordata; Actinopteri; Cypriniformes; Danionidae
Gene: azin1a
Product: antizyme inhibitor 1a
Exons: 12
Coding region: 458-1822 (454 amino acids)
Biological process (GO): negative regulation of protein catabolic process; positive regulation of polyamine transmembrane transport
Cellular component (GO): cytoplasm
Molecular function (GO): ornithine decarboxylase activity; ornithine decarboxylase activator activity
Source: RefSeq, a predicted model, not a curated record